AUGGAUUUGGAAGCUGAGUCGGAUCCGCACUUAAUGGCGGCGUUGCUAUUUUUCAAAAUAAUCCCAAUGGGAGACUCCGAUCUGUCGGAUUCGCAGGAGUCGGAGCCUGUGUUGGAACUCCAAUCACUCAUUGCAACAAAAAUCCCACUCGACCAACUCAAGCGGGAGCUCAUAUCACACAUCCAGCAUAUAUACUCCAUCGUGGUCUCUCCAGAGUCAAAGUCAAAGUGGGAGCAGAAGCCUAAGGAUCUUAUUUGCUUAUCCUCUCAAUGGCAAUUGCUUUUCGAUCAAGGAAUAUUCUCUGUCACUGGGAAAGUCGAGUGGAGCAGCGAGAGCAAUGAGGAAUGUUGGUUCAACGAGAGGAAGCAAGGCAUCUAUUUCCUCUGCCGGAAUUGCAAUGGCAAGUACCAUCAAGAAUACCAAAAAGCUCCCGUUGAGAUCAACCACCAUCUCCAUCCUAAACAUCACCUUCAGCUUGCAACCGCGGGCUUGUUAGACAGAAGCAGGGAAUGCUACUGUUGCGACCGAGAUCUCUUGUGGGUGUUUUACUAUUGCUCCGCUUGCGAUUUUGCUAUGAAUGUGGCUUGCGUUGAGAGGCCACCACUCUUAUUAGCUAUAGACCAUCCCAAGUGGCAUGAGCACACGCUUGCUCUGUUUACGAGGCCGGCUCCUUUGAACUGCAGCCUCUGUGCCUUGCCUGAUUUGAGCUCUCCUGUCUACAUGUGUCCUCCUUGUGGCUUUGUGGAGAUUGGUCUUGCGGUGUUUGUCGCAGAAAGAUCGACAAUGGCUAUGGAGGCUAUUCUUGCAUCAAGGAUGGUUGGUUGUUCCUAUGCUGCUCAUUCGAAAUGUGCCACACAGAGCAACGUGUGGGAUGGUAUAGAAAUCGAGGGAGAGCCGGAAGAAGUCGAAGACGAGGAGGAUGUUCUUGAACCGUUUGUGAGGAUAAGCGACGGAAUCAUACAGCACUUCAGUCAUGGGCAUCAUCAUUUGAGACUUGAUGACAACACGGGAGGAGAUUACGACGAUAACAAGCAGUGUCAAGCAUGCAUCACGCCCAUCUAUUUCGGUAGCUUCUACUCAUGUACGCAGUGUGACUUCAUACUACACGAAGCAUGUGCGAAUCUUUCUCGCAAAAUCUACCAUCCGAUACAUCCACAUCAGCUCACUCUGGUCGGAGAACAUGAUGCUGGCACGAACGAUUAUAAUAUAUGUGCAGCUUGUCCUACUUAUUGCACCGGCUUCUCCUAUAAGUGCAGCAAAGAAGGAUGUCUCUUCAAAAUACACGUGCAGUGCGCCACAAUCUCUGAGCCACUAGUACAUGAAAGUCAUACGCAUCCUUUGUUCCUAACAUCUAAACCAGGGGAGUGGAGAACAUGUACGGUGUGCAAAGAUUAUCUAUAUAAUGACAGGGAAACAUUCAAUUGCAUAGAGUGUGACUUUGCUCUGUGUUUCGCAUGUGCUACUUUACCUCAAAAGGUAAGGUAUAAGUAUGAUAAGCAUGUGCUCACCCUUUCUUAUGAGGAGGAGACAAGUAGCACUGCGUAUUGGUGCGAAGCUUGCGAGAAAGAAAUAAAUACGAAAGAACGGUUUUACACGUGUGGUGAGCAUUGUUGUGUGACUCUGCAUGUUGAAUGUCUGCUUGGGCGGACGUUUUACAUGAGGCCAGGUUCAUCGUUUCCCUGUUCGAGUAAAAGAUAUGAUGUUGUGCGCAACAACCACAUGUCUCGACCUAUUUGCGACCGUUGCGUGGGACUUGCGGAGGCGAAAGUGGGAGUCAACAAACCAGAAUUGCUCCCUAAAGAGUUCACUUCUGUCAUAGAUGUUGCUGGUUUCCUCUCUGACGGCCAGGAGAAAAGGAUCGCUAGUGAAAUCGCUGAUCUUGAGAAAGAUACGGGAUUCAAGCUGAGAGUCUUGGCUCAAAACUAUCCUGUUACACCCGGACUAGCAAUCAAGGAUUUCUGGCAAGUGGACGAUAGCACAAUUGUGUUUGUCGCUGACCCGACUUUUGGGAACAUAUUGAAUUUCAAUGUUGGGGCUACGGUUGAUUUAGACAUACCUCGUAGCUUCUGGAGUCGACUGGCUGGGAAAUACGGCAACAUGUUUUACUGGAAAGACAAGGCAAGAAGGAACCACAACAACACUCUGUAUUUAUGUAUUCUCGUCAUGCCUCUCUUAAUUGUGACCAAUAUACGUAUUGUCUUGAAACCAGGGUGA
Molecule: messenger RNA, 2214 nt
Organism: Thlaspi arvense
Lineage: Eukaryota; Viridiplantae; Streptophyta; Magnoliopsida; Brassicales; Brassicaceae
Source: the annotation of a GenBank genome assembly